AUGAGUCAUGACCUCAAACCAGCCGACACGUUGGUCGAGGCUUGUGCAAUGCCCAAAAAUGCUGCCACUCCCCUUGCUCUCCUAGCUAUCCUCCUACCCUUGAAAAUUGACUCUUCAAACGUGCUGGAGCUUUCUAGUUCAUCAGAAAAGAUUGGUGACAUUGGCAUUAAAAAGCUGUUUUUGUCCAAGGAAAACAGCACUGGCUUUGUAAGGAAGCUACUGGCAUCUCCUGAUGAGGGCGGUGCAAUGAAUAGAAUCGGAGGAACAUGUUCAAAGGACAACAUAGUCAUCUUCCAAGGCCCUACUACACCACUUCCCAGUGGAAUUCCAACCUACACGGUUCAGAUACUGAAUGUUUGUGUAGCAGGUUGUAGCAUCUCCAACAUCCAUGUUCGCUGCGGAUGGUUCAGCUCUGCCCGGCUGAUAAACCCCAGACUGUUCAGGCGAAUCUUUUUUGAUGACUGCCUUGUCAACAAUGGGGAUGCUCUUGGUCCUGGAGAAAGCCUCUCUUUUCAGUAUGCCAACAGUUUCCGGUACCCUCUCUCAGUUCUAUCUGUUUCCUGCUUCUGA
Molecule: messenger RNA, 570 nt
Organism: Vitis vinifera (wine grape)
Lineage: Eukaryota; Viridiplantae; Streptophyta; Magnoliopsida; Vitales; Vitaceae
Product: TPD1 protein homolog 1
Exons: 3
Coding region: 1-570 (189 amino acids)
Biological process (GO): cell fate determination
Source: RefSeq, a predicted model, not a curated record